This is a messenger RNA of Mugil cephalus (flathead mullet), 4497 nucleotides long. RefSeq names its product filamin A interacting protein 1-like (gene filip1l). Bases 332 to 4051 code for a protein of 1239 amino acids. The transcript is spliced from 6 exons. The record is from RefSeq and is a predicted model, not a curated record. NCBI's taxonomy places the organism in Eukaryota, Metazoa, Chordata, Actinopteri, Mugiliformes, Mugilidae.
UGUCUUCAGUGCAUCAGACACCAUCACACACAGCAGCAGCAGCAGCAGCAACAGCGGCAGCAGCUCCCUCUGUCUAUCAGGAGACGCUCCACUGCCUCCUCUUCCUCCUCUUCCACUCCUCAGAACACCUAGAUGGUGCGAGAGGCCAGCUGAGGACGCGACAGAGCAGACAGGACGGGCACUUAACUGUCACGAAGGAGCGCCGGGCAAACAUUCACGCUGAGGAUAACACUCCCAUCGGAGCCGGCAGGCUGAAGGCGCAGCCAGUGGCACUGCAGAGGCAGCACGGCAGCACAGUGAGCUACAGCUUGGCUGCAAGAGGUAGAGGAACAUGCGCUCCCGCAGCAACAGUCUGGAGGACGUCACCAAGGCCAAGCUGGUGCAGCAGCAACAGGUGGACGCACGCAAACGGUCUGCAGAGCGAGAGGAGCCCUCGGGAAGGGCGGAGCGCCGCAGUCGACACCGGGAGCCGCCGGACGACACUGGCACCAUCCAGCGGAACCACAAGACCAACAAGAACGGCACCAGCGCCUGCGCCGGCGGUGGGAGCGCCGGCACCGGUGCUGCAAAGGGCGGUCGGAAGGAGAAGGGCAGGGACCUUUCCCGAGACGACCUUGUCUUUUUACUGAGCUUGCUGGAAGGGGAGCUACAGGCCAGAGAUGAGGUGAUCACAGUGCUGAAGGCAGAGAAAAUCGACUUGGCCCUGCUGGAGGCCAAAUAUGGUUUUGUCACACCACAGAAAGUCCUGCAGGCCCUGCAGAGGGACGGCGUCCAGGGAAAGUCCGACGACUUCCUGGAAGACAUCUAUGAGAAACCCAUGGUGGAGCUGGAUAAGUUGGUGGAGAAGCAGAGGGAGACCCACCGGCGGAUGCUGGAGCAGCUGCUGAUGGUGGAGCAGUCGCACAAACAGGCUCUGUUCAAGCUGGAGGACGAGAAGAGGAACCACGGAGAGUUCAUGAAGAAGAGUGACGAGUUCACCAACCUGCUGGAGCAGGAGCGCGAGAGGUUAAAGCUGUUAAUUGAUCAGGAAAAGGCCUACCAAGAACGAAAAGACGAAGAGAACAACAAAAAGGUUGCAAGCCUAAAGGAGGAGCUGACGAAACUCAAGUCGUUUGCGUUGAUGGUUGUGGAUGAACAACAGCGUCUCACAGAGCAACUCAAUCAACAAACAGCAAAGGUCCAAGAACUGACUGCCGGUUCAUCCCAAGUCCAGGAGGAGCUGAACUCAGCGAAUGCUCGUCUGCAGGAAGAGGAGCAAAAGGUCAUUCGCUUGGAGGCUGAGCUGCGUGACCAAGCUGGUCGAUACCACCAGGAACAAGAGGCCAUGACUGCCAAACUGACGAGCGAGGACACCCAAAACAGGCAGCUGCGCCAGAAGCUGUCGGCUCUCAGCAGGCAGCUCGAUGAGCUGGAGGAGACCAAUAAGACCCUGCGCAGGGCUGAGGAGGAGCUGCAGGAGCUCAGAGACAAAAUUAGCCGUGGAGAGUGUGGAAACUCCAGCCUCAUGUCUGAGCUUGAAGAGUUACGGAAGCGGGUGCUGGAAAUGGAGGGAAAGGAUGAAGAGUUGAUCAGAAUGGAAGACCACUGCAGGGACCUCAACAAGAAACUGGAGAAGGAGGCCAACCAAAGCAGGUGCCUGAAAGCUGAAGUUGACAAGCUGAAUCACCGAAUUAUGGAUUUAGAAAAGCUAGAGGAUGCUUUUAGCAGGAGCAAACAAGAAUGCAGCUCCCUCAAAAGUAACCUGGAAAAGGAGAGGACGGUGUCAAAGGUUGUGACCAGCGAGCUGGAAGUCUUGAAAGUCAGAGUCAGAGAACUGGAGGCUGCGGAGAGCCAACUGGGGAAGACGGAGCUGACGCUGAAGGAAGAUCUAACCAAGUUAAAGACUCUGACAGUCAUGCUGGUGGAUGAGAGGAAGGCGAUGGCAGAGAAGCUCAAACAAAUGGAGAACAAAGUUCAGAACAGCACUGGCAAACUUCAGGCUGAACAAGACAAAGUAACAACAGUCACAGAGAAGCUAAUCGAGGAGAGCAAGAAAGCACUGAGAUCCAAGGCUGAACUGGAAGACAAAAUGUGCAGCGCUACGAAGGAAAGAGAUGAUUUGAAGGACAAGCUGAGGAGCGAGGAGGAGAAAAGUAAUGAUUUGGAGUCUAAGAUCAACAUGAUGAAGAAAAGGCUGCAAUCACUCGAGACGAUAGAGAGAGAGUACCUGAGAAGCAAAGCUAAAGAGGAGCACAUCAAGACACCCAUCGCUAACCGCUUCCAACAAGAAGACAACAAAGUCAAGGAUUUGACACAGGAAGUUGAACGCCUCCGACGCAAAUUAAAGGAUAUGAAAGUGGCAGAAGGUGAUUUAUUGAAAACAGAGGAGUUUGAGUCCCUGGAGAAAAGAUUCAACAAUGAACAGGAAAAAGCUAGAGCCUUGAUGGAGGAGCUGGAAAUAUCGAAAAAAGAGCUCUCAAAGUACCAGCUGGCUGAAAAGAAAGAGUGCAGCCAAGAGCAUGUUCUUUACAAACGCCUGAAAGAAGAGGAGGCAAAGUCUAGUCAUCUGACCAGAGAGGUUGCAGCUCUGAAAGAGAAAAUUCAUGAGUACAUGGGAACAGAGGAGUCGAUCUGCCGCAUGAAAACUGACCACUCCACACUGCAGAGGAAACUGACCCAGCAGGAGGUCAGAAAUAAGGAGCUGGCCAGAGAAAUGGAGACGCUCACUCGAGAGCUUGAAAGAUACCGCCGAUUCAGCAAAAGUCUGCGCCCAGGAAUGAACGGAAGGCGCUUUUCUGACCUGCACGUCUCCACCAAGGAAGUCCAGACAGAGCCACUCGAACUCAUGUCUCCCAACUGCAAGACGAUGGCGCCACUGGAGCGCGCCGUGGUGAACGGGAAGUUGUACGACGAGAGCGAACCCGAAGACAACGUAAAUUACAGCAACGAGCUUCAGCUCACCAAAUGCAGCCCCUCGCUCAUCAAUAGUGUAAAUAAUCUGAACAACAACCUGAGGAGAGCGAGGGGGCCGCUCCUCAAAAACAAAGACGCCCCCCAUCAGCUGAAUGGCAAGAUGCAACCACGGCAGAAUGGCAACCACGUCCAGCCUGGAGACGUCGUUUUGACACACAGUCCUGGGCAGCCUUUGCACAUAAAAGUGACCCCUGACCACGGACACAACACGGCAAUGCUCGAGAUCACCAGUCCGACCACAGAAAAUGCCCAGUCGUUCACCAGCACUGCAGUCAUACCAACAAGCGGAGGUCCACCCAAACAGAGAAUUACCAUCAUUCAGAACGCAUCCAUAUCUCCAACGGCAAAAUCCAUUUCCCCGACAACAAAAUCAAAAAGUUCCUCUUUGUCCGAUGAGCCAUGUUCACCUGAUAGGGCCCUAUCACCUUUCACUAUGGCUACGUACUCCAGAGCAAUGACCCCAGACUCUUGUGGCUCCGUAACUCCAGACAGAGCCAUGUCACCAAUACAAAUCGUUUCGGUGACAACAGGCACCCCUGACCGCUCCCACUCCACGGAGCCGGUGGAGGUUGUCGGAGGGCACGCCGUCUUCCGCGUGACUCCCGAAAGGCAGAACAGCUGGCAGGUUCAGAGGUCGAACAGCUCGGGGCCAAACGUCAUCACCACGGAGGACAACAAGAUCCACAUUCACUUAGGGAGCCCGUUCAUUCAGAGCAUCAGCGCCCCGUCACAAGCGCUGACCCCGUGCCUCGCGCCUGGACUCCAGGAGCAAAGGACUCAGGUGCUUGCAAACUGUGGUACACCCGCUGUCAAGGGCAACAGCAAAAUCACAAGUAGCAUCAUGAUUAAGCCCACCUCCACCCCAAUCCAAAGGCCAUCACAAAUUACAAUACCUGUAGAAGCAUUCCGACGCCCAGGGCCGACGAGAAUCCCCAAACCGAAGGGCUACGGCUCCCAGAAAGGGACAAACUGCACGGCAGCAAACCUGGGACUCCACAGCAAGAGUCAGACGCCACAUGUGAGCGCGGGGAGAGAGCAGCCUCUACAUGCGUCGCACAACAACAACAACAACCCAAAUCUAGCAAACCGGAGACUGUGAUCCUCAUUAUUACUUGACAUAAGCAGAAUGAAUUAAAAGCAGUGAUCUGUGGUGCUCUGAAAACUACAAAACGCAACAUGUGGAGUCAGUAACAUGUUCAGUGUGUAAACAUUAAACAUUUGUAGGAAGUAGUUCAAAUGUAGAUUCAGUUAAGACACAUCAUAAUUAGAAUGAUGAGUGUGUUAUAUGAUCAUGCUGUUAGAUGACAAGUUAAUGUUUAAUCGUACUGCGAUUAUUCAUCUUUGACUUUAUCUGUUGUCAGAUACAGAUAAUAAGCAUUUCUCCAUUUCUAAGGAUGGAUCUUUUUUUUUUAUUGUGGCAAUAAUGUACAUAAGUGUAUAACUGAUGUGUUGUAACACAGCUCACUCACGGUGAUAAUCUUUAAAAAAAACAAUGUGACAUUUGUGUUAUUUUUUGGUUAUCAAUAAAGACUUUUUAUACGUUGA